This is a messenger RNA of Melitaea cinxia (Glanville fritillary), 1655 nucleotides long. RefSeq names its product organic cation transporter protein-like. The coding region runs from base 1 to 1578 and encodes 525 amino acids. Lineage: Eukaryota; Metazoa; Arthropoda; Insecta; Lepidoptera; Nymphalidae. Gene Ontology annotation, biological process: transmembrane transport. The record is from RefSeq and is a predicted model, not a curated record. Gene Ontology annotation, molecular function: transmembrane transporter activity. The transcript is spliced from 8 exons. Gene Ontology annotation, cellular component: membrane.
AUGCAGUCUAAAGCAGAAGAUUGUAAUGCUGAUAAUCUUACGUUUAAAGUUCUCGGAGAAUUUGGAAAAUGGCAAUUUUGGAUAAGUAUUUAUAUGGCUUUGUUAAAACUGCCACUCGCAUGGUAUCAAUUAAAUAUUAUAUUUAUGGCUCCACCUCAAAAUUUCUGGUGUGCAAAGCCAGCCAUAUUUACAAUUUGUUCAGAAGAACAAUGGCGACAAAUAUGUUCCCCAAAAAAUCAGGAGCAUCCUUGUUUAAUUUUCGAUCCAGAAAUUCUUCUAAUCGAACUAAAUAUAGAUAGACCUUUUAUACCUUUGGUCCCGUGUCAAAAAUUUAUUUAUGAUAAAAGUGUCUUUAACCGAACUAUUACAUCAGAUUGGAAUUUAGUAUGUUCAAGGCAUUGGCUGAUACACUUUACUCAAUGUAUUAUGAUGUGGGGCGUUUUACUGGGUGGUAUUGUGUUUGGCGUAAUAGCUGAUAAAUAUGGUCGAAAAUAUCCCCUCAUGAUUGGAAUUACAAUUCAGUGCCUCUUGAGUUUUAUCUGUAGUGUAACAACAUCCUAUUGGUGCUUCUUGAUUAUUUGGUGUGGGUUAGCCAUCGCUUCUGGCGGUAUAGGAAUUAUAUCAUUUGUGAUAAGUAUGGAGGUAGUUGGUGGCAAGUGGAGAACGAUAAUGCCUAUCGUGUACCAGUUACCAUUUGGUUUCGGAAAUACAAUAAUGGCUGGCUUAGCUUUUUGGCUCCGAGACUGGAGAAAGCUGGAGUUUGCGUUAGCAACCCUUUCGUCAAUUUAUUUGCUCUAUUGGCAUUUAGUACCCGAAUCACCAAGAUGGCUUUUAGCUACUGGACAGAAUAAAAAAGCCUUAAAUGUGUUAGAAAAGGCAGCUAUACAAAACAACAGAGAAGAGUACUAUGAAGCUGGUUUAAAAUCAUUGACGAGAUGUAAAACGCGUAUCCGAAACGACCCUGGGUUUAUAGAAUUUUUUAAAUCAAGAAAUAUGAGAUUAAAAACUUUACUUCUAUCACUAAAUUGGUUCUUUACCGGAUUAGCAUUUUAUACAUUCUCCCAAUAUCUUGGUCUAAUUGGUGAGAAUAUUUUCUUAACAGUCGCAUUGAGCGGAAUCAUUUUUGUUGCUGGUGGAAUAACAUGCAUAUUUAUAAUUACCAAAGUUGGACGAAAAAUAACAAUAUGGAUAUAUCAAAUAAUUACAGCAUUUUGCUUUAUUUUUAUAUUGAUAAUUCCGAAAAAUCGUUUUAAAAACGAUUGGCCAAGAUUGCUAUCUGCUGGAUCAGGCUUUGCAGGUUUAGCAGGGACUGUACCAGCUUUAUACUUAUACACAGGAGAAUUAUUUCCAACAGUAGGUCGCAACGCUGGUGUUGCGGGAGUCACUACUUUUGCUCGCAUUGCAUCUAUGGUAGCUCCAGCUGUUGUUAGCUUAGAUGACAUAAGACCCGAUCUUCCACUGUAUCUACUAGCAAUAGUAUCAUUUGCCCAAUUAAUUUUAAUUAUUCCACUGCCGGAAACAAAAGAUAGACCUCUUCCAGAUACUUUAGAGCAAGCGGAGCAAUUCAAUAAAAGUUAAAAACCGAUUUAAAGUUGAUGUUUAAUUCUAUAAUUAUUUUUAUGUAUUGUAUCAGGUAAAUAAAAAACAACAUUGAU